GCGACUUGUCCAGCUUUGGGUUUUUUUAGUGGUGUUUUUCUAGAGUUUCGUUUGUUCAGUUUGUUGAGGCUAAGCGUUGUGAGCGGUUGGAAAUUCAUUUACUGAACGCGCGGCAAUGUGACGGCUUAAUUAUAUUGCCAUAAGCGUUAUAGACGAACGCAGUCGCAGCUGAGAACUACGUCGAAAUUGCCGGGCAACAUGGGCAAUGUGCAAACGCGUCAGCUGGAGUCGCGCAAUGCGACAAAUAGACGCAGCAGCAUACUGUGGAACUUUCGGUAUCCCCAGGCCGCCAGGCGACGCGACGAUGUCGCAAUGAUCAUACACAACUCCAGGCUGAGCAUUAGCGAGUGGCUAAAUCUGCUGGAGCUGCAGCAAUAUGAAGGCAAUCUAAAAAUGUACGCCACAGUCGAUGAUGUCGGCGACAUAACCGAUAGAGACCUGAAGCGCUUGGGCAUACGCAGCAUGUCGCAUCGCCAGAAAAUGCUCAACAGUCUGCUGGGCGUGCGGGCCAAGCGUAGGCAGUCCAUGAAUCUGGAAGCGCUGAGAAGUGCGCCCUGUGCGGUGCCGCGUCGCAAGAGCUCCUGCCCGAUGGUUUAUCUAGAUGCUGAUAAUAUGGCUGGCAGUAAUGAUAGCGGUGGAGCAGCUGUGAUUACCACCAAAAGUGGCAAGGUCUUAAAACAAUUGACAUUCGAUGAGACAACAACAAUCUAUGAGGAAUUGAGACCGCGCUCCAAGUGCAACAGCCCGCAUUGGGACAACAACGCCGACGAUAUGGAAAGCGGCAACAACAGCAACGUGUCCACACCCAUUGCCGCCUCGCCCAAUCCAAACGAGCAACAGGAGGCCAUUGCGCUGAAAAAGGCCCUCGAAUGGGAACUAAGUCUAGAUGCACGGGAAUUGCGCUCGCAUGCCUGGUACCACGGUGCCCUGCCACGUCAGCGUGCCGAGGAGAUUGUUCAGCGAGAGGGCGAUUUUCUGGUGCGGGACUGCGCCUCCCAGCCGGAUAACUAUGUGCUCACCUGCCGCAGCAAAUCAGCUGUGUUGCAUUUUGUGCUUAAUAAGCUGGUGCUACAGCCUGAGACUGUCUACGAGCGCGUGCAGUAUCAGUUCGAGGAGGAUGCCUUUGACACGGUGCCGGAUCUAAUCACAUUUUAUGUGGGCUCUGGCAAGCCCAUUUCAGCUGCCUCGGGUGCUCUGAUACAGUAUCCAUGCAAUCGCACAUAUCCACUCUCCUUCUAUGGCCACAAGAUCGUGGGCAAUCAGCUUCACACACAAAUGCUGGCCGGACUGCGUGGCCUGAGUCCACUGAGCUCGCCCAUGGGCAGCAGCAGUGCAGGUGGCUCCGCCAUCUUUCGCUUUGGCCAACUAGCUGGCGAUGUUCCAGCACAACAGCAGGCGGCGGCGGCGACGGCAGGGACGCCAGCCAGUCCGCACUGCUCGCCGCCUCGGGUGCGCCGGGAGGUGCCGCCGCCCAGGCUGCCCUGCAAGAAGCAGCAACGCUCACAGAGCUUGACACCCGCCCAGGCCAUGGUUGUGUGCAACAUCAACAAGCAGCAGGAGCAGCAACAGCAGCAGCAGCUCGCCGCAGCAGAGGCAACCAACGGACACGGGCUGGCGCGAUUUCAGACCAUUGCACGCUGUAAUCCCACCAUUGAUAUGCAGUUGCAGUCGCAACAGCUGGAGCACAAGUUUAGCACACAAUCUUUGCCGCGUCCUAGUACUUCGGCGGCGCAGGCGCUGCGCCAGCAGGCAGCGGCGCGCAUUUGCAACUUGGCGCGCAAUUUCAGCCUGGACACGCCGGAUCGCGCGCCAAGUCCGCCGCCCAAGCCACGCAAGGAGCCGAUGGCCGCAGUUUUGGCAUAUCAGGCCAGCGGCUCGGAUUCGGGUAACGGCUCAGGCGACUCGGCGCCAGGCGAUGUCAGCGAACUGAGCAUACAACGUGGCGGCGUCAUUAUCAAAAAUCCUCGAUACAUGAGCAGUUCCGCAUCCAAUGGCACGCUCAAGAGCUUUACUGAAUUCGAUGCUUUGGCUGCCGAGGAGCAGCUCUUCACGCUGCCCAUUGAGGAGUUUAAGCUGAGCAGCAAAUUUGAUUUUGAGAACUUUAGUACGUUGCUGCUGCCAUCGGUGGAGAACAAGCCGCUGGAUGGGGAUGCACUGAACACGUUCAAGAUGAUGCUGCUGGAAACGGGUCCCAAGCUGCUGGCCGAGCAUAUAACACGCAUCGACAUUGGAUUAUUUCUGGACGAGCCUACAAAUGAGUCGGACUGUUACUUAAGCUGUUCAGGCCUGGAGCUACUGACUCUGCCACAUGGCAAAGUUUUUCGCGAGGAUCUUAUCGAGCGAACGCAGUGCAUCAAGCUAAUGGUUGCCGUGACUAUACUCACCUGUCAAACGGAUUUGGAUCGCGCCGAGCUGCUGAGCAAAUGGAUACAAAUUGCGGUAGAAACGAAAACAGCGCUGGGAAAUCUUUUCGGUUUUUGCGCUAUUAUGUUGGGCUUGUGCAUGCAACAGAUACAAAAACUCGACCAGGCCUGGCAUAUUCUGCGCCAAAAAUAUACGGACAGUGCUUUUACAUUUGAGGCCAAGCUGCGCCCCACUCUAAGCAGCAUGAAUGAGGCCUCCAAUCCGCAGGCGCCAAACACAACUGUGCCCCAUGUGCUGCUCUAUGCCCUGCUAAUUGAUAGGCCCGUGCUGGAUAUUAUCAAUCAUGGCAAUGUGGAUGAGCGUCCUGCGCUUUAUAAUACCUGCAUUGCGCCUUGGGAAUCCAAGGCAGACGAUUUUGGCAUGUCCAUCAAUUUUCAGCAUUUGGAUGCAUCGCGCGGUUUUCUCAAGAACUUGGAUCUGUAUCGUAAGAAUGCCAAGAUUAUUAUGGAAGAGGCGAGCACCAGAUUGGAUGAACUGCUAGCGGAUGCUUUUCGCACCGAAUUUCACGUCAAGUUCCUGUGGGGCAGUUCGGGGGCUACCGCUAAGCCCGAGGAUCGGCAUGGAAAGCUAGAGAAGGUGCUAACACUGAUGGCCGAUAAAUUUUGCAGCGUCAGCACCUAAUUAAAAAAACUUUAAAACAACGAUAUAAUAUGGACUCUAGUUUGUAAGCUGAUGAAUACUUAACACAAUCAAAAACUUAAACUUCUAAGUCCUUGUACUAGUCCUUUAGUCCUUCUAUAUCCCAGCUCUCCCGCAGUUUCGCUCUAACCCUCUGUAAUUUCGUGCUGUUUCUACCUCAGCCUUUGUGUGUAUAAUUUUAUACAAAAGCAAAAUAGAAGCACUUUUGUUACAGUUCAAAUAAUUUAUAAAAAUAACAAAAUGAAAACAUAUUUAAAAUUUAGUUAAGCCAAGGAAACUACUUAGUAUUGUUAAAACACUCCUUAAAUUAACAAUUACAAUUUCAAGCUGGACGUAAUCAAAAUGUAUUUACAACUAAAUAUAGUCAUAUGUUGAUUCUCUGAGAGAGUUGGCAUUAUCCAAUAUAUAUUGAAGCACACUACCAAAGGCAUUUAUAGUCUAGUACUUAACACAUAUAUUCAACUAAAUAAAGUAUUAUACAUACUAUAGACUCGACAAUAUACAGUUAAUCAAA
Molecule: messenger RNA, 3577 nt
Organism: Drosophila montana
Lineage: Eukaryota; Metazoa; Arthropoda; Insecta; Diptera; Drosophilidae
Product: breast cancer anti-estrogen resistance protein 3 homolog
Exons: 9
Coding region: 199-3045 (948 amino acids)
Biological process (GO): positive regulation of peptidyl-serine phosphorylation; small GTPase-mediated signal transduction
Molecular function (GO): guanyl-nucleotide exchange factor activity; phosphotyrosine residue binding
Source: RefSeq, a predicted model, not a curated record